This is a messenger RNA of Talaromyces proteolyticus, 1474 nucleotides long. RefSeq lists its product as uncharacterized. Gene Ontology annotation, biological process: regulation of DNA-templated transcription. The record is from RefSeq and is a predicted model, not a curated record. The coding region runs from base 237 to 1181 and encodes 314 amino acids. Lineage: Eukaryota; Fungi; Ascomycota; Eurotiomycetes; Eurotiales; Trichocomaceae. The transcript has a single exon. Gene Ontology annotation, molecular function: zinc ion binding; DNA-binding transcription factor activity, RNA polymerase II-specific.
UAGCGAAUGACAACCACCUAAAGAGACUACGAAUUUAGUGCUUAUGAUUGAGACUGGCUGGUCUUGUUGGCUUUAUUAUCGUUUACCCUUAAUUGUCGCAUUACUCUUGUUCCAAAUCACUUGCUACUGGGUAAUUGACAUCUAAUAAUACCAGAAAGUUUUCAAUUUAAAAGGCUCUCGGGUCCCAUUUUUGUCAUCAUUAUUCGUCCAGUAUUAUAAUAACAACACCAAUUAUAAUGCUACUUUUUGAAGGCCCUUCUCUCAGGUUGGCCUGUGAUCGUUGUCACAAGCGAAAACAGCGAUGCACACGCACAGGUAUCAGCGACAACAAGCCCUGCGAACGAUGCACUGAGGCUGGUGCACAAUGCGUCUAUAGUCCACCAAGCCGUCUAGGACGGCCGAGCAACAAAUCAAAAAGAGAGAGAGAACGAAGUAAUUCAGUGGCUCAACAUAGCAGUGUGACUUCAUCCGCAAAAAGUCUCCCUUCAUCUACUACGACGACACCCCCUCCUCCGUCUUUAUCAUCGUCUUCUUCCCCAUCAUGUAUGCCGGUUACUUCAUCACGAAAUCGCACAAAACCAAGAAGAUCGCAGAGCACAGCUACGGCUGUUUCAUUACGAGUCGGUGCGUCUUCACCAUCAACACCAUCACAGUUCUCAGAGGGAGUGUCUUCCCCUUCAUCUUAUCAUUUUGGUUCUCCGCCACUUCAUGCCUUAGACGUGGUUAACACAACACCCUUUCAACAUGCCCUAAUACCACGUUCCCAACCACGGCAAUACCGCGAAGAACCAGUUUUAGGACCACUUUCGUUCACGUCUCGGGGGCAUAAUAAUGACGGUUUAUCCGUUGCCCCAGGGCAACAGCAGGGAUGGAAUAUGAUCUCUCACCACAAUAAUAACACUUUGCUUGGCUCAGAGCCAUACGAUAACCAUGUGGCGUUGAUGAGCCAGCAGCCUUUAUAUGACACCGAUAUAUGGUCCAAUACACUGGCCUCUCCUAAUUCCUUACAAUUUCAUCAGACAGCCGAGGAGCCACUGAGGUUAGUUGACCCCAACACUGUAGAAUAUGCCAGGUGGAAAUGGAAUAGCAACACCGCCGAAGAUCCAAAUGUGCCAAUGAAUAUUUCUACACCAGUAACGAUGACAGGUGAUGGAAACCAGCAGUGGGCCUAUUAUUGGUGAUAUUUCAAUCUUUUCUCCCUGGCUUUUACAUGUGGGCCGCGGUCUUGUCCGAUAGACGAAGGAAAGCUACGAAAUCUGCGAAAUCCGUUAUCUUCGAAUAACUACGUGUUGCUGCAAAAAAAGGCAGCAACAGGUUUAAAUUAGACUGCAGAGAUCCUCUAAGCCUUACAAGAGCUAUAAGCUCUAAAGAGGCACUGGAUUGACUAUUGCCAGCAAAAUACAUAUACAUGUAUAUUAUUAAUCUACAUCUUCACGUAAUAUAUGUUAGAAUAUGUCAGCUACGAAAAGUCCAC